Closterium sp. Naga37s-1 is the source of this 1305-nucleotide messenger RNA. Lineage: Eukaryota; Viridiplantae; Streptophyta; Zygnematophyceae; Desmidiales; Closteriaceae. The record is from the annotation of a GenBank genome assembly.
AUGUUGCUGGCUGUUAAUGAUUUGGGCGGCGGCUCUGGCGGAGAUCUGGGUGGCGGCUCUGGCGGAGAUCUUGGCGGCGGCAGCGGCGACGAUUUGGGCGGCGGCGGCGAUUCGGGCGGUGGCAGCGGCGGCGAUUUGGGAGGCGGCUCUGGCGGAAAUUUAGGCGGCGGCAGCGGUGGAGAUUUGGGCGGCGGCAGCGGCGGAGAUCUGGGCGGACCUGGCGGGCAGCAGGGCGGUCCCGGCGGACAGCAGGGUGGUCCCGGCGGACAGCAGGGCGGUUCCGGCGGACAGCACGGCGGUCCCGGCGGACAGCAGGGCGGUCCCGGCAGAAAGCAGGGCGGUCCCGGCAGACAGCAGGGCGGUCCAGGCGGACAGCAGGGCGGUCCAGGCGGACAGCAGGGCGGUCCAGGCGGACAGCAAGGCGGUCCCGGCGGACAGCAGGGCGGUCUCGGCGGAAAGCAGGGCGGACAGCAGGGCGGCAGCGGCGGAGAUCUGGGCGGCGGCAGCGGGGGAGAUCUGGGCGGCGGCAGCGGCGGACCUGGCGGACAGCAGGGCGGUCCCGGCGGACAGCAGGGCGGUCCCGGCGGACAGCAGGGCGGUCCAGGCGGACAGCAGGGCGGUCCAGGCGGACAGCAGGGCGGUCCCGGCGGACAGCAGGGCGGUCCCGGCGGACAGCAGGGCGGUCCCGGCGGACAGCAGGGCGGUCCUGGCGGACAGCAGGGCGGUCCCGGCAGACAGCAGGGCGGACAGCAAGGCGGCAGCUACGGAGAUCUGGGCGGUGGCAGCGGGGAAGAUCUGAGCGGCGGCAGCGGCGGACCUGGCGGCCAGCUGGCGGACCUGGCGGACAACAGCGGUCCCGGCGGACAACAGGGCGGUCCCGGCGGACAGCAGGGCGGUCCCGGCGGACAGCAGGGCGGUCCUGGCGGACAGCAGGGCGGUCUCGGCGGACAGCAGGGCGGUCCAGGCGGACAGCAGGGCGGUCCAGGCGGACAGCAGGGUGGUCCAGGCGGACAGCAGGGCGGUCCCGGCGGACAGCAGGGCGGUCCCGGCGGACAGCAGGGCGGUCCCGGUGGACAGCAAGGCGGACAACAGGGCGGACCUGGCGGACAGCAGGGCGAGCAGCAGGGCGGACCUGGCGGGCAGCAGGGCGGGCAGCAGGGCGGACCCGGGCGCGCUACCCGCGGGGCGCGCUGCCUGCGGGGCGCGCUACCCGCGGGGCGCGCUACCCGUGCGGCGCGCUACCUGCGGGGCUGGGGCGACGGGCCAGGGCGACGGGCCAGGGCGCGGGCUGGGGCGACGGGCUAG